Podarcis lilfordi (Lilford's wall lizard) is the source of this 4261-nucleotide messenger RNA. The record is from the annotation of a GenBank genome assembly. NCBI's taxonomy places the organism in Eukaryota, Metazoa, Chordata, Lepidosauria, Squamata, Lacertidae.
AUGGAGGAGAACUACUGGAACCUGGCUUCUCUGGGUAAGGUUCCCUCUUUGGCCUUGGCUGAUAGGUCCGGGACGUGGGAAUUGCUGCAGCUCUUUAUCUGUAUUCAUGCCCAUCUGUCCAGGACACCUCAUAGCUCAAUAGUAGCCAUUCCCAGUCAGUUUAGAUAGCACUGAUCUAGACUGACCAAUGGUCUGACCAGGCGUGCAUAAAUGAGGUAGCUUUCCAAGCUCAGUGGAAAAGAAUCUGUCUCAUGAGACCCGGGCCCUGCAGGAUCUGAUUUCUUUCCGCAGGGCCUGUAAGACAGAGUUGUUCCGCCUGGCCUUUGGCUUGGAGUCAAUUUGAUUCUCUCCCCCUCUUUCUUUCUUUUUUCUUUUCUCUUUCUGUGUUGGAACUCCUAUUUGGGGACUUCCCUGGCUUUUUUCUGACCCAUGUAGGACCAGUACAGAUAGCUAGCCUUGGUGAAGACUUGACGUUUUUAUCCCCAAAAAAGUUUUUGAUUGAGUUUCCACUAAAAUGCGGGUGCAUUUUAAUGUUUUAAUGUUGUAUUUUAAUCUUGUUUUUUAAGCUGUAUUUCAAUCAAUUGUUUUUAUAUUUGGUGUUAGCCGCCCUGAGCCCGGUCUUGGCUGGGGAGGGCAGGGUAUAAAUAAAAAAUUUUAUUAUUAUAUUAGUGGGAAAGUAUCUGCUCUCAGAGGGACGCGGGUGGCGCUGUGGGUUAAACCACUGAGCCUAGGACUUGCCGAUCAGAAUGUCGGCGGUUCAAAUCCCCGCGACGGCGUGAGCUCCUGUUGCUCGUUGAACUGCCAACCUAGCAGUUCAAAAGCACAUCAAAGUGCAAGUAGAUAAGUAGGUACCACUCCAGCGGGAAGGUAAACGGCAUUUCUGUGCGUUGCUCUGGCUUAGUCAUGGUGGCUACAUGACCUGGAAGCUGUAUGCCGGCUCCCUUGGCCAGUAAAGCGAGAUGAGCGCCGCAACCCCAGACUCAGCCACGACUGGACCUAAUGGUCAGGGGUCCCUUUACCUUUACCUUUAUCUGCUCUCAGGGUCAGAGCGUAGUGCUGUUAACACCAAGGUUGCAGGUUUGAUUCCCAUAUAGGGCAGCUGCAUAUUCCUGCGUUGCAGGGGGGUUGGACUAGAUCAUCCUCAGGUUCCCUUCCAACUCUCUGAUUCUAUGACUGUCUCAAAGUAGGUGUGAGAAUACCCAGCGGUGUUCCUCAUACCUUCUGUAUGUACUUCAUCACAUCAAUUUCCAGUUAAUGCUAGUCAACAGGAGCUACUUAAUAGUUCAUUUCAUUUCACUUUUAAUUUGUGUACUGCUUUUCUAUACAGUGGGUGCUUGGGUUGCGAACAUGAUCCGUGCGGGAUGCACGUUCGCAACCCGCCGUGUUCGCAACCUGCAGCGGCACGUCUGCGCACGCGCAGGUUGCGAUUCGGUGCUUCUGCACAUGUGCAAAGUGCAGUUUAGAGCUUCUGCACAUGUGCGGCCACCGAAACCCAGAAGUAACCCGUUCAGGUACUUCCAGGUUUCAGCGGGUCCGUAACCCGAAAAAACACAACCUGAAGCAUCUGUAACCCGAGGUAUGACUGUAUUACUAUAUCCAAGGUGGCUUACAAGCAAACAACAAAACAGACAGCGAAGAUCACACAUGUAAUAACAAUCUAAUCCGAUACAAAAAAAGUCACAAUAACCUUGAAAUGAACAACUUAUAUCAAAUAAAGCAAUAUUCAAUCAUCCAUUAGAAUGUCACAGUAAACAGUGAAGUUAAAUGUCAGCAAAUAAAAAUUAAACAGUUUACACUUAUCAGUUACAAUAAAAUAAAAAUUCCUUCCUGUAGGUGCUACUGGAAGGAUUUUUUUUAUUUUGUUUCGACUACGGCAGACCAACAUGGCUACCUACCUGUAACAACAAUUACAAUAAAGAAUUGCUAAACUAUAAUCAAUGGAAAUAAUGGCAAGUCAGUGCAUAAAAUACCUCAAAAUAUACACCAUGUAAAAGGAUCAAAUUGAGAAACAAAGACACACAACUUAUAAAAUUAUUUUUUAAAUAUCCCUGAACUCCUCUCUUGUCAGCUGCUUCUGCUUUGCUCAAAGUCAUGGCCUAGGGCUAGAGGGUGGGGGCAAGGCAGUGGGGGGGGACCAUUGCCUGAUGGACAGCAGAAAGCUUAGAAUCAUAGAAUCAUAGAGUUGGAAGAGAACACAAGGGCCAUCGAGUCCAACCCCCUGCCAAGCAGGAAACACCAUCAGAGCACUCCUGACAUAUGGUUGUGAAGCCUCUGCUUAAAGACCUCCAAAGAAGGAGACUCCACCACACUCCUUGGCAGCAAAUUCCACUGCCGAACAGCUCUUACUGUCAGGAAGUUCUUCCUAAUGUUUAGGUGGAAUCUUCUUUCUUGUAGUUUGGAUCCAUUGCUCCGUGUCCGCUUCUCUGGAGCAGCAGAAAACAACCUUUCUCCCUCCUCUAUGUGACAUCCUUUUAUAUAUUUGAACAUGGCUAUCAUAUCACCCCUUAACCUCCUCUUCUCCAGGCUAAACAUGCCCAGCUCCCUUAGCCGUUCCUCAUAAGGCAUCGUUUCCAGGCCUUUGACCAUUUUAGUUGCCCUCCUCUGGACACGUUCCAGUUUGUCAGUGUCCUUCUUGAACUGUGGUGCCCAGAACUGGACACAGUACUUAAUACAGUCGUACCUUGGUACUCGAACAGCUUAGCUCCCAAACAAAUUGGCUCCCGCAAACCUGGAAGUAAGUGUUCUGGUUUGCAAACGUUUUUUGGAAGCCAAACUUCUGACACAACUUCCAUUUGAGCGCGGGAAGCUCCUGCAGCCAAUCGGAAGCCGCGCCUUGGUUUUCGAAUGGUUUCGGGAGUCAAACAGACUCCCGGAACGGAUUAAGUUUGAGAACCAAGGUACCACUGUAUAUGGUUCUUGUAUUUACUUAAUAUAUUGGUUCUUGUAUUCUCUGAUCUGAGAUCCACCCUGAUCAGGCCCCCUUCUUUUUAUUUCAGGUUAUGGAAGUUGGAGCGAGAAGGAGCCUGAACAGCAGAGGAGGAAACCUGAGACAAGACAGAAGCUGAGGGGAAAAUCUUUCAUCUCUGAAGACGCAGACGUGUGUGAAAUCCCAAAGCUAAAAGAUGAAUGCGACACAGCGAAAAACACAAGGAACACCUCCCCUCAACACGCAACGAUUGCAAGUGAGAUCCUGAGUCUUAGUGCAUCUCAAAGAGUGCAAAUAGCAGAGCAGCCAUACAAAUGCUCAGUGUGCGGGAAGAGCUUCAGUCAGAGCAGCAGCCUUACUGAUCAUCAGAGAAUCCACACAGGGGAGAAACCAUUUAAAUGUUUCUCCCCUGAAAAGGGUUUCUGCGACAGCGAUGACCUUUAUCAUCAAACAUUCCAAACCGACGAGAAGCCAUAUAGAUGUUUGGAGUGUGGAAAGAGCUUCAAGCGGAAGACGCACGUCACAGACCAUCAGAGGACCCACACGGGAGAAAAACCGUUUUCGUGCUCAGAGUGCGGGAAGAGCUUCAGUCAUAGCACCGGCCUUACUUAUCACAGAAGAACCCACACGGGCGAGAAACCAUACAAGUGCUCAGAGUGUGGGAAGAACUUCAAUUGUAGCCAAACCCUUGCUUUGCACCACAGAAUCCACACAGGGGAGAAACCAUACAAAUGUCCCGAGUGCGGGAAGAGCUUCAGCCAGAAGAUACAUGUGAUAAACCAUCAAAGGACCCACACAGGCGAAAAACCAUUUACCUGCUCUGAGUGUGGAAAGAGCUUCACCUAUAGCACAGGUCUUACCCACCAUCAAAGAACCCACACAGGUGAGAGACCCUAUAAAUGCUCUGAGUGCGGGAAAAGCUUCAGUUGCAGCCAAACCCUCGCUAUACACCUCAGAAUCCACACCGGAGAGAAACCGUACAAAUGCCCGGAGUGCGGGAAAAGCUUCAGCCAGAAGAUUCACGUUACAAGCCACCAAAGAACCCACACGGGAGAGAAGCCAUAUGAAUGUUCCAAGUGUGGCAAGAGUUUCAGUCAGUGGACAACCCUUACUAGACACGAAAGAAUACACACAGGGGAGAAACCAUACAAAUGCUCAGAGUGUGAAAGGACCUUCAGUCACAGCAAUAGCCUUACUUAUCAUCAGAGAACCCACAACGAAGUGAAACCGUCCGUUGCUCUGGUUGCUUUUGCCUCUGGCCCCAUGACACCCCUGCCGGAAGGCUGCCCUGGAGGGGAUAUGACCCUCUGGCUGGAAAACAUGUCCCACCCCUGA